CGGCGGCAGCACAAAGACAACCUGGUGCGGGAGAAGCGAUGCUUAACUUUCCCGGUGUGGACACAACGUACCCGGGCUUAGCUGCGAGUUCGGGGCGGUACCAAAAUAUUAGAUGUAUUCUGUAGUUCUCCUUUAAUGAAAUAACCGGCUAACGUCGCGUUAGCGAGCUACGCUCCGCCGGGCUCAAAAUAACGUCAGCUGUUUACUACUAUCACACUGUAGCGUGCAUGUGCGCGCACACUACCGAUAUAACCGGGUACAACGCGAGCGGCUCGUGUCAGUCAGGUUAGAGUUCACCUCGCUGUAAACCAGAAUAUACCGUUAGUCUGACAUCAUGGUGAACCAGGUUCCGCGGGGGGAAGGCAGCUGGCAGUCGAGCGACUCCAGCGGGGCCAGCAACAGCUGCGGGGAGAGCUCCAAGGAGAGCUCCCGGUGCUCCACGCCGGUGCUGGACGCAGACCGCUCGGACAGGCUGCGGGACAAGAUGCGGAGGAGGACGGAGUCCGGAGACCGCUGGUUCUCGCUGGAGUUCUUCCCUCCCCGCACAGCCAGCGGGGCCGUGAACCUCAUCUCAAGAUUUGACCGCAUGGGCUCCGGGGGGCCCCUGUUCAUCGACAUCACCUGGCACCCAGCGGGGGACCCGGGCUCAGACAAGGAGACUUCGUCCUUGAUGAUCGCCAGCACAGCGGUCAACUACUGCGGCCUGGAGAGCAUCCUCCACCUCACCUGCUGCAACCAGACCAAAGAGAAGAUCACGGGCCACCUGGCCAAGGCCAAGCACCUGGGCCUCAAGAACAUCAUGGCCCUCAGAGGAGAUCCGGUGGGAGCCGACUGGGAGGAGGAAGAGGGAGGCUUCAACCACGCCAUCGACCUCGUCAAACACAUCCGAUCUGAGUUUGACGAUUACUUUGACAUCUGUGUGGCAGGUUACCCCACGGGCCACCCCGAGGCAGAGAGCUACGAGCAGGAUCUCAGACACCUGAAGGAGAAGGUGGACGCUGGAGCAGACUUCAUCAUCACCCAGCUGUUCUUCAGAGCGGACACGUUCUUCAAGUUUCUGGAUGACUGCAGGGCGAUUGGCAUCACGUGCCCCAUCCUACCUGGAAUCUUCCCCAUUCAGGGCUAUCAGUCGCUGCGCCAACUCGUCAAGCUGUCGAAGCUCGAGGUCCCGGAGGAGAUCACCAGAGUCAUCGAGCCCAUCAAAGACAACGACGCCGCCAUCAGGAGCUACGGCAUCCAGCAGGCGGUGGAGAUGUGCCGCGUGCUGCUGGACAGCGGGAAGGUGCCCGGCCUCCACUUCUACACGCUGAACCGUGAGGUGGCCACCAUGGAGGUGCUGCGCCAGCUGGGCCUGUGGAUAGAGGACCCCAGGUUUUUCACUGGACCUGAACUACUGAGAUUUACAGAAGAACUACAAACAAGGCGGCCUCUCCCGUGGGCAGUGAGCGCUCAUCCCAAACGCAAGGUGGAAGAUGUUCGACCCAUCUUCUGGGCCUCCAGGCCAAAGAGCUACAUCUACAGGACCCAGGACUGGGACGACUUCCCCAACGGCAGAUGGGGGAACUCGUCCUCUCCGGCCUUCGGUGAGUUGAAUGACUACUACCUGUUCUACCUGAAGAGCAAGUCCUCCAAAGACGCCCUGCUGCAGAUGUGGGGCCACGAGCUGAAGAAUGAAGAGAGUGUCUACGAGGUCUUCACCUGCUACAUCACCGCUCAGUCAAACUUCAGCGGACACAAGGUGAUGUGUCUGCCCUGGAACGACGAGCCUCUGGCCCCUGAGACCAACCUGCUGAAGGACGAGCUGGAGAAGGUGAACAGACGAGGAGUCCUCACCAUCAACUCUCAGCCCAACAUCAAUGGCAAACCCUCCACAGACCCCAUCGUGGGCUGGGGACCAGCCGGGGGCUACGUCUUCCAGAAGGCCUACCUGGAGUUCUUCACCUCCAGCGAAAACGUGACCGCUCUCCUGAAAGUGCUGAAGAAGUACGAGCCCCGGGUUAAUUAUCACAUCGUUAACGUGCACGGCCGGAACCUGACCAACGCCCCCGACAUGCAGCCCAACGCCGUGACGUGGGGGAUCUUUCCAGGCAGGGAGAUCGUUCAGCCCACAGUGGUGGACCCGGUCAGCUUCAUGUACUGGAAGGACGAGGCCUUCGCCUUGUGGAUCGAGCAGUGGGCCAAGCUGUAUGAAGACGAGUCCCCGUCCCGGAUGAUCAUCAAGUACAUCCAUGACAACUACUUCCUGGUCAACCUGGUGGACAACGACUUCCCACUGGAGAACUGUCUGUGGCAGGUCAUCGACGACAUGUUCGAGCUGCUGGACGCUCCUACUGAGCCUCUGAGCGACGCGGCGCUCGCUCAGUAAAUCUUAGGACCAGAGAACACUACAGAACUAUUUUAUGCAUUAUCUAAAAAGCUGCUAUUUACAGACAGAGCAGAGUAAGAAGUGUCCUUCAGUAUUUUAUAGGAGUUUUUAUGGAUGUUUUUAAAGUGUCCUUCAUCCUCGCAGCACUUCCAGCUGAUAAACUACACUUCCUGCUCACACAGGUGACCCGCUCAACUUUUCACACCUGAAAACAAACCUCACAGAAUGAGUUGUGAUGAAUUUAUACUUUUUAUUUUCAUGGAAGAAAAAAAUGAAAAGCUAUAUUUUAAUAAAAUAUUUUAAAUACUGUGUGCAGUUAGAGGAGAGGACCGACAGCUGCACCUGCUGCCUGAACACCUUUUAAACAGACGUCGUAUUUAUUUGUUCUAUCUGAAACUAAUUAAAUCAUUUUUCACUUCAACAAGA
This is a messenger RNA of Micropterus salmoides (largemouth bass), 2791 nucleotides long. RefSeq names its product methylenetetrahydrofolate reductase (NAD(P)H) (gene mthfr). Gene Ontology annotation, biological process: tetrahydrofolate interconversion. The coding region runs from base 335 to 2365 and encodes 676 amino acids. Gene Ontology annotation, cellular component: cytosol. NCBI's taxonomy places the organism in Eukaryota, Metazoa, Chordata, Actinopteri, Centrarchiformes, Centrarchidae. Gene Ontology annotation, molecular function: methylenetetrahydrofolate reductase [NAD(P)H] activity; FAD binding. The record is from RefSeq and is a predicted model, not a curated record. The transcript has 13 exons.